ACAAUCAUAUUGCGCUGUCAAAUACACUUGUCGCACCCACUCACUGUUUACAAAACGUCACCAGCCUCAAUUCUGCCAAUCCUGCACAGCCCCUCCGCCCGCUGCCGAGUCCCUUCAGCCCUACGCCCAGGUUAGUCACGACGACAGAUCUGUACCUUCCGAAAGCAGCGCUGUUGCGGUCCUGCUGUCUUUCACAGUCUGCUCUUCUCUCCUCCAUGCGCUUUCGUCCCCAUACAAUUAACCCAAUACCCGCUUUAGCGUCGACAUCUUCUACCAUUCGAGCGCGCUUGUAUAUUACCAAGCAGUCUCAGCACAGUUUCACACACACCGUCCAUUGGCUCCCUUUCAGUCGCCGAGUAUAUCAUUACAGUUAUAAUAGUGCGUCGGUAUUCCAUAGACAGAGCGGGUCGGGGCUCCUCACGGCUGUCGUUGUUGUUGGCAUUGCGAUCAGCGGCGCACUCCUCUUCUCACUUACAGAGGACACAUCAGUACAGAAUACGAACGAAUAUACUUCCCCUGACGGAUUCCAUUUCUCGGACUUGACAAAUUCGUACCUCAUCAUGGCGCCGAACAUGCCUCCCGGCCGGCCUGGAACCCUCACACCCGAGCAAGAGGUGAAGCUGCGCGAGCUGUGGGCUGCCACGAUGAAAGUUUUUGGGGUAUACGAGCCGGUGAUACCGGAACCUAAUGGCACGGAAACGCCACUAUCUCCUCCUAGCGAAUCUACCGAAACCACUAGCCCGAGAAAAGAGAAGAAGAAGAGCCGGCUACACGUCUUCAAACGGCAUAAGGGCGACAAGGACGGUGAGUCCGAGUCAACCACUCCGUCAGGCACAGUGACGCCCUCGGAUAUAAGUUCAUUGUCGAUAGCGGAUGAGGACGAUAAACACGGGCAGACUAAGGACUUCCGCGCGGCAUUGGCAAACUCCGCGCCUGAAGACCUUCGGAAAACGUUCUGGAGUAUGGUCAAGCAUGACCAUCCCGAUGCGCUCCUUCUCCGGUUUCUGCGUGCAAGAAAAUGGGAUGUGGAAAAAGCGCUCGUGAUGCUGAUAUCAACAAUGCACUGGCGUUCGGAGGACAUGCAUGUUGAUGAUGAUAUCAUACGGCGGGGUGAGGCAGCUAUGUUGGAGGACAGCCAAAGCAGUGAUCCGAAAGUCAAGAAAGAAGGAGAAGAUUUCCUAUCCCAAAUGCGCAUGGGAAAAAGUUAUUUGCAUGGUGUUGACAAAGAAGGGAGACCGUUGUGUGUCGUCCGGGUACGGUUACACAGACAGGGGGAACAAAGCGAAAAGAGCCUGGAAAGAUUCACAGUAUACACGAUUGAGACGGCGCGAAUGCUUCUGAGGCCGCCUGUUGAUACUGCGACUAUCGUCUUCGAUAUGACGAACUUCUCCAUGGCGAAUAUGGACUACACUCCAGUCAAGUUCAUGAUCAAAUGCUUCGAAGCAAACUACCCCGAAUCCCUAGGCACCGUCCUCGUCUACAAAGCCCCGUGGGUCUUCAACGCCAUCUGGACCAUAAUACGGGGCUGGCUCGACCCCGUCGUCGCCGGGAAAGUGCACUUUACUAAGAACGUCGAAGAACUCGAAGCCUUUAUUCCACGAACCCAGAUCCCCGCUGAACUCGGCGGAGACGAAAAAUGGGAAUACACCUAUGUAGAACCCAACCCUUCGGAAAACCCCUUACAUGGAGAUAUCUCAACACGGGACACGCUGCUAGCACAUCGUAGCGAACUCGUGAGGAAGUAUGAGACUACUCUGUUGGAAUGGGUGCAUUCUGGGGAGUCGAAGGAGGAAAGUGAGAAGGGGAAAGGCUUGGAGGAAAGAAGGAAAGAGCGGGAUACUGUUGCCGAGGAGCUGAGAACUAACUACUGGAGUUUGGAUCCGUAUCUUCGAGCCCGGACGCUGUAUGACCGGGUUGGCAUGAUUGAGGAGGGCGGAAAACUCAACUUCUAUCCUUCGAUUAAGAAGGAAAGUGCUCCUCCUCCCGCUACCGCUCCAAAACUAGCUACACCAGGAGCGGCGGAAACUAGCCCGGAUGACGUGGACUAAGGGUACAAUCCUAAGCCAGCAUUUGAGUUGUUUUGAUAAUGAUUGCAGUUGAGGCAUGGCAAGGCAAAGCAUGGCAAAGCAUAAUUUUGAACGAGUGUGUUGGUAAGCGCGAAUGCUGGGUUCCCAUUGCACUCUUCUCGGAAUGGAAAGAACGGAAAUCAUGUCGCAUUUUGUAUGGAUUGGCAUUCGCACAUCUAGACUCCAGCGUCUUGGUUUCUUGGGGUAGAUCCAUCUAUAUCUUGGUAAUUAAAUUCUUACGCUAUUGUUUGUUG
Lindgomyces ingoldianus is the source of this 2320-nucleotide messenger RNA. RefSeq lists its product as uncharacterized. The record is from RefSeq and is a predicted model, not a curated record. The transcript has 3 exons. Lineage: Eukaryota; Fungi; Ascomycota; Dothideomycetes; Pleosporales; Lindgomycetaceae. The coding region runs from base 216 to 2048 and encodes 610 amino acids.